This is a messenger RNA of Acanthochromis polyacanthus (spiny chromis), 2926 nucleotides long. RefSeq names its product primary amine oxidase, liver isozyme-like. The record is from RefSeq and is a predicted model, not a curated record. The transcript is spliced from 5 exons. Gene Ontology annotation, molecular function: copper ion binding; primary methylamine oxidase activity; quinone binding. The coding region runs from base 100 to 2340 and encodes 746 amino acids. NCBI's taxonomy places the organism in Eukaryota, Metazoa, Chordata, Actinopteri, Pomacentridae. Gene Ontology annotation, cellular component: plasma membrane. Gene Ontology annotation, biological process: amine metabolic process.
GCCUCUCUGCUUUCCAUAAAUGAUCUGGCCGGUCCCUCACUCACAGUUCAUUCGUCUCCUCUCCUUUCUCCAAGCCUGUGCGUAAUAGUAGAGCGGAGGAUGAAUUCUCUACUGAAAUGGGCUCUCAUCCUUUUCGUCCUCAUCUCCAUCAUUCUGAACAUCGUCCUGAUCGGCCUCCACUCCAGCAGGUCGCCCAAAUGUUCCGCUCAGCGUGUUCACCCGCUGCGGGGAAAACACGACGAGCGCAGCCUUGUGUUCGCUGACCUCACUCUGGAAGAGUACUCGCAGGUCCAGCAGUACAUGCUCAAGCACAAGGACCUGGACAUCUCCACCAAACAGCUCAUCAAACCAUCUGAAAACUAUUUACUGUUAAUAGACCGGUCUCUGCCAAAGAAAGCUGACGUUCUGGCUUACCUGGACACGAAAGGUCCCAAACCAGCGAGAGAAGCGACGGUGGUGGUUCUCUACGGUGCCAAAGGUUACAUCAAGGAGUAUGUAGUGGGGCCUCUUCCCAACCCCACAUACCACAGAGAUGUCACCAAAGAGAGGUACAACAUGGAUCUGCCCAUCAGUUCGCAUUUGAUCACCGUCGCGGAAUAUGAUGUGGUGGAUAGGUUUCUUGAGGCUGAGGUUUUCUCCAAACUGAAGGCAAUCAUGAAAGAGAGUUUCGAUGUGGAUCAGGACGAAAUACUGCACGCCUUCGAGCAGAUGCCCCGAGGAUUCCAAGCCGGAGACAGAAAGGGUUGGAUCUCCUUCUUCAGGGAUUUACAUGGCAUGUACACCCACCCGGUGGGCUUCGAGGUGCUGCUGAACCACAAGGGUCUGAACGCGUCCCAGUGGAGAGUGGAAAAACUGAUGUAUAACGGCAAAUACUUCAACACUGUAAAAGAUCUGAAAGAUGCAUAUGACAAGGGGACUGUUAAGAAAAUAGUUUACAAGGAGACACCUGAUUAUGGCUCUCUGAGACCCAGGAACAAGCCUCUGCAGAUCGGCCCGCAGCAGUUUUACGCAGAGGGGAAACGCUACAGCAUCCAGAACAACCACGUCCUCUACCUGGACUGGAGCUUCGCCUUCGGCCUGAGUUCUGUCACAGGCAUGAGGGUGUUUGAUGUGCGCUUCAAGGAGGAGAGGAUCCUCUACGAGCUGAGCGUGCAGGAGGCCAUGUCCAUUUACGGUUCAGUGACACCGGGGAUGAUUUUCUCCAAGUUUCUGGACUCUAGCUUCGGGACAGGGAGCGCCGCGCAUGAACUUGCCCGUGGCGUGGAUUGCCCCUACGAUGCCACAUACGUGGACACGUACCGCUACAAGGAUGCUCCAGUCCCGGCCAGGUUCAGGAAUUCAAUCUGCAUCUUUGAGCACGACAUGGUUCAGCCCCUGAGGAGACACUUCGCGAACGUUAUCCAGCACAGUUAUGGAGGGAUGGCGAACAGCGCGCUGGUGUUCAGGACCGCCACAGAUAUUCUGGGUCAUGACUAUAUUUGGGAUUUCAUCUUCUACCAGAGCGGAUCAGUGGAGGCCAAAGUGCACGCCACAGGCUACAUCGCCUCUUCCUACCUGGUGGAUGGCAGUCUGAAACACGGACACCAGGUAGCAGAGAAUGUCCUGGGAAACAUCCACACUCACUUCAUGAACUUCAAGGUGGACCUGGAUGUGGCUGGUGUGAAGAACAUGUUCCAGACCAAAGACAUGGAGUACGUUAAUGUGUCGUUGCCAUGGAUGCCUGAUCGCUUCGCUAUGGUGCCUCAGCUGGUGGAGAAGCAGGUCAAAACAGAAAAGGAAGCCGCCCUGCGUCACGGCACCAAGACGCCUCGCUACCUCCACAUCGCCAGCAACACUAAGAACCGCUGGGGACACAAUCGCUCCUACAGGCUGCAGGUUUACAGCUUCGCAGGAGAUCACCUCCCAGAGAGUGAGGCUGAGGAGAGGUCCAUGUCCUGGGCCAGGUAUAAGGUUGCCAUCACCAAGCAUAAGGACUUAGAGCAGACCAGCAGCAGUCUGUACAGUCAGAACGGCAUGUGGGCUCCAGCUGUGGACUUCAGCAAGUACAUUGAAGACAACGAAAACAUAGAAAACGAGGACCUGGUUGCCUGGGUGACCGCCGGUUUCCUCCACAUCCCUCACGCCGAGGACAUCCCCAACACGGUAACCGUUGGCAACGGGGGCGGGGUCCUGCUGCGGCCCCACAACUACUUCAAUGAGGACCCCUCCAUCCACUCUGCUGACAGCGUGUUCUUCAGCCCGGGUGCUGAGAACAGCUGCGACAACAACAGGAUGGCCUGCCUUGUUCAGGAGACCUGCAGCCCCGUCCUGGAGCCCUUCACCUUCCACGGCUUCGUCUAGAAGACCGGGUCUGAUUUGUUCUCCACUGCUGGGAAACAGCUUGUGAGGCUGUGGUGAACUCAGAGGUGUGCUUGGGCUUAUUCACCAAUCUAUGAAGAUGCUUGUGUCACUGUGUUAUAGAGGCAGCUUGGGAUGGCACAGGAGUUUAAAUCUGCACUAGGGGGCGAUUAGCUUUACAGUCAGGUCUGUAAAUAUUUGGACAUGGAUACAAUCUUCAUCAUUCUGGCUCUGUGCAUCACCACAAUGGUUUGAAAUGAAACAAUGACGAUUAUGCAGCCUGAAAGUGAUUUGUUUUGAUGUCAUCAAUCAGUUUUUAUUUUGCAUAAAGUCAGAAUGUAUUCAGAUGUUUGCUUUGUCUCUGGUUUUCUUGCUGAUGAAGCACUGUGAUGUACAGUCAGCUGUGUGGAAACGAGCGCACUGAUAAACAUGAACAUUAACUCAAAGGUUUUUGAUUUGGUUAAAGGCCGAGACUACUGAACAUCCCACUGAGGUUUCAUCCUUUUUCUACAGUUUUUCUGCAGUGCAACAUUGUGAGAAAUGUUUUUGUUGCUAUUUUCUCUCCAAAUAAAACAAACACUUUAUGUAA